Aspergillus terreus NIH2624 is the source of this 339-nucleotide messenger RNA. RefSeq lists its product as uncharacterized. Lineage: Eukaryota; Fungi; Ascomycota; Eurotiomycetes; Eurotiales; Aspergillaceae. The transcript has a single exon. The record is from RefSeq and is a predicted model, not a curated record. The coding region runs from base 1 to 339 and encodes 112 amino acids.
AUGGCUUCAAACAGGAUCACGACGGAACAACCCGCGGAUCUUGUCUCUGCAUGUCUCUCCUUUCCGCCAGAUCGCACCACAUUGUGUGCAGUGAUUUGCCCGGCACUUGGCUCGGACGGCACAUGUGGUGGCGUAUACGUAACAGCUCGAUCACGCCUGCUGCCGCAGCCGGGCUGCUGUUCGCUAGGUGCUACUCCAUCACGACCACCCCCACCGUAUCCUCUUCCUCCCCCUCUUUGGGUUCUCCGCUGGGAACCGCUCUCGUCCAAUGACCGCCACUACUCGCGCUCCAAGGCCCCUUCGCACGGCGGCACAGGGACGCGGGAAGGCAAGCCAUGA